AUGCCAAGUAUCCAACAAGCGCGACGCUUUCCAAGUCUCGGUCCACCGCCCUCUUCGCGGAGAGGGCCUUCGUCGUACUACACGCAGAUGUCGUAUGUGUCACCCAUCGUCGAGGAGUCGGAGAACAACUCUUCAAGGAUACAGUCACAACGCGGAUCCUUUGCUUCUAGCAACGUAUUCCCGACUAACAAGGAUGACUUCUAUCCCGAUGACGAUCUCUACUCGGAUGACGGCGAGACCAUAAACAGUCGCGAUACCAUCUCACCGACCCCGACCGACUCCGACGACCGAAGCGGCCUCGUACAGCAAUCGCCCGCCCUUCUGCGACAGGCGAGCUUGGGCAGGAGGACGAAGCCAUCGCUGAUGACUAUCAAGUCAGUGGACAGCUUUGGAAACAAGAAGGGCGGACCUGAAGGGAAGAAGCCUGAUGGCUCUAGGCUUGGCGCGGGGGCCAUGGGCAUCGGAGCCGCAACACUCGCAGCGAGGGAUGGCAGUCCGUCGGGUAUUUCAAGACAUCCUCUCAGCAGGUCCGUCUCAAUGGACUCCAUGGACACGAUAGAGGACUUCAAGAGUAAGGCCGGAAACGUUGGGACUGCAUCACCACUCCAACAGGAAUUGCGACACCCCGGAAUGUCCGAGCGUGCUGGUAUGCGACGGCCCGCGAGGCUCGACAUGGACGCGGUCCGGGACGCUGAAGCGCGCGGCAGCUUGACGAGUCUGCCAGAUCUCAUUCGAAGAGCCACGCGACUGGCAGCGAACCUUGAUCGUGGACGCACAGCAAGUCGACUUGGGUUGGACUUUUGGGAAACUGGUGCUCCCGACAGGAACCAAGUUCGUCAGUCUGGAUUGUCUGAGAUGCUCGCCGCUUUCCCACCACCAGGUCAAGAAACUCCCAACCGCUCUGGCCGGGGUACCCCGAACUUCCGCAACGGCAGCAUGACAAAGUGGCCGUCAGGUGGUAACGGACGCAACGGUGCUACCGACUCUGGAUUCAGCAACGAAAAGCAGAAGCCGCGUCGAAGGUGCUGUGGUAUGCCCUUGUGGACAUUCAUCACGCUCCUCAUAGUCUUGCUUUUCGUCAUCGCUGCCGCGGUCGUCAUUCCCGUGUUCCUAGUCGUCCUACCAAACCAGAACAAGGGCGCCAAUACCUCUGCCGCUCAAGAGACUCAAGGAAGUAACAACGGAGGCAACAACGGGGGUAACAACAACAUGAACAAUCCCAACGCACCUGCUGCACCACUUCCCACGUCUGGGCCGGGUCAAGGGAACGACCAAUGUAGCGGUAUCAUUACCUGCCAGAACGGCGGUGUCGCCAUACUCAACGGCGACCGAUCGUGCAACUGUGUAUGCAUCAACGGCUUCACAGGAAAGACCUGUACGAACGACGAUGCUACUGGUUGCACCACGACCAGCAUCGAGGGCACUGCCAACAACGCCACGAUGGGCUCUGGUAUUCCUCGCCUGAUCGAGGUGACCGCCCCCAAGUUCAAUGUUCCUUUGGAUGCCACCCGUGUGUUGUCGUUGUUCUCUCAGCUCUCGCUCAGUUGCGCAGCCGAGAACGCCCUCAUCACCUUCAAUGGUCUUGCUUCUCGUUCAAUCCCUCCGCGUCUUCAUUCGAUGGACUCAAGGACGGCACUUCACCCGUCGCGUACGCUCCCAGUACUCCAUCAUCCUCAUCCUGCGCAGGUCCCUGGUCAUCUAGCCAAGCGCCAAACGGUCGGCCAGGUCGACGAAGCCGAGGCCAACAAUGAACAAGCCAAAGCCCAGACGGAGGAGCUCGUAACACAGCCCAUCUCGAGCAAUAUCAACGCUCUCGACUUUGCCCGUGUAGCGGUGCUCCUCGCGCUUCAGGAAAGCAAAGACCUAGACGUGGCCGCGAGUGCACAGGAGUCCAUACAAUCCCUGCUCACAGACGACCGCAACGGGAACUCCAACAGCGGCAGCAUCGACGUCGGCCCCUUUGAACUAGACCUUGUCAACUUCACAAUCGAGUUCCAGAACGGCACCACGAUACGCGGACCACAGAGUACCUCAUCCUGA
Alternaria infectoria is the source of this 2040-nucleotide messenger RNA. RefSeq lists its product as uncharacterized. The coding region runs from base 1 to 2040 and encodes 679 amino acids. The transcript has a single exon. The record is from RefSeq and is a predicted model, not a curated record. Lineage: Eukaryota; Fungi; Ascomycota; Dothideomycetes; Pleosporales; Pleosporaceae.